This is a messenger RNA of Culex pipiens pallens (northern house mosquito), 977 nucleotides long. RefSeq lists its product as uncharacterized. Lineage: Eukaryota; Metazoa; Arthropoda; Insecta; Diptera; Culicidae. The transcript has a single exon. Gene Ontology annotation, biological process: sensory perception of smell; detection of chemical stimulus involved in sensory perception of smell. Gene Ontology annotation, cellular component: plasma membrane. Bases 1 to 897 code for a protein of 298 amino acids. The record is from RefSeq and is a predicted model, not a curated record. Gene Ontology annotation, molecular function: odorant binding; olfactory receptor activity.
AUGAUCAAAUUUAUACAUUUGGAAAGUCACAUAACAGAACAAGUUGUUGAAAGAAGCAGUCCAGCAAUCAGUGCAAUGGAACACCACUUUUCUUCGAUAAGUUUUAGUUUCAAAGUUCUCAAAAUAUUCGGACUUUGGCGCACCAGCGACGAACGUUACUCGUACAAAGUUUAUCGAAUGUUUUUCAUCUGCGUAUUUUUCUUGUUUUAUCUGGGAUCAAUAUUUGUCAGUGCACUAACAGUCAGUACUGUGGACGAAUUCUUCUCCGAAAUAUUGUACAUUGCGCUGACGGAAAUUGUCUUGGCAUUUAAAACCGUAACUGGUUUCUUCAAAUUCCACACCAUUCAUCGACUUCAUCAGCAAUCGCUUUCGACGGAAUUUAAACCUUUAAAUGCCAAAGAAAGAAAGAUUUUCGACAAGUCUGUCACCAGAAUCAACAAGUACUUCUGGCUUCUAUUGUGCAGCACGUGCACCGUUUGGUUUAACCUAUUGGCUCUGUUCAGCGGACAGUUUAAACUUCCAAUGUUUCCGUGGAUGUUGGGAAUUCCUUACGGGCGACAUCUGCCCUACAACUUUUACUUUCUUGCCGUCUACCAAAUCACCGGAAUGUUCCUCCACGCGUUUAUCAACAUUAUUCACGAUAUUCAAGUGUGUUACCUACUGGAAGCAGGAUCCAUCCAGCUAAUGCUACUCGAAGAACGGUUCAGUACGACCCAGUCCAAACAAACUGGUCGACACAAUCAUCGAAAACUUUACAUCAAAUACAUGGAACAUUUCGUCAAGAUUACCAACUUUGUAAAACAAGUAGAAAGUGUAUGGUCCAAGGCGAUCUGCAGCCAGUUUUGUGCAAGCGGAAUAACGAUUUGUGCGAUUUCUUUCCGGUUGUCGUCGGUAUGAUUGAAAGUGGAGCAGUUCUCUACGGAAUCGGUAUUUUUUCUUUAAUUUUAAUUUUUGUAUUUUUUAAUCCGGCUGAAACU